Messenger RNA from Setaria italica (foxtail millet), 3607 nucleotides. RefSeq names its product putative disease resistance protein At1g50180. Gene Ontology annotation, biological process: defense response to other organism. The transcript has 5 exons. Gene Ontology annotation, molecular function: ADP binding; protein binding. The coding region runs from base 308 to 3085 and encodes 925 amino acids. Lineage: Eukaryota; Viridiplantae; Streptophyta; Magnoliopsida; Poales; Poaceae. The record is from RefSeq and is a predicted model, not a curated record.
UUUUCUUCCUCGUCGUAUUCGUCUUCACAGCUGACUCCUCUGGCGCUACCUUUUGCACUGUUUCUGAGCGGGGUGUGCUGCCAAAGAUUGGUCUACCGGCCGGCCACCACCUGCUGGAUUCAUCGGGCCAUCGAUCGCUUCUCUCGCCGGUUAGCCUGCCGGCCAGCUGCAUGCCGUGAGGUCGUGCUCCCAAGACUUGGUUGCUCUAGAUUCCUACCUCUGCUGUGGCUUUUCAUCUCUGCUCUUGGCCGGAUUUCGCAGGUCUCCUCUAUCUGUUCGCGGCUUGAUUUGUUGCCAAUUGCAAGCCAUGGACGUCGUGACGGGGGCGAUGACCAUGCUCCUGCCCAAGCUGGGCGAUCUGCUCGCGGAGGAGUACCAGCUGCAGGCGAGCGUCCGGGACGACGUCGCCUUCCUCAAGGCCGAGCUGGAGAGCAUGGAGGCGGCGCUCCUCCGGAUCUCCGAGGCGCCGAUCGACCGGCCGCCCGACGCCCAGGACAGGAUCUGGGCGCGGGAGGUCCGGGAGCUCACCUACGACGUCGAGGACUGCGUUGAGGCCUUCCUCGUGCGCCUCCACCACCACGCGCCCAAGAACGACCUGCAGGGACUCAGGGGAUUCAUCGACAGAGGCCUCAGCCUGCUCAAGAGGGCCAAGAUUUGCCGUGACAUGGGCGCCGAUGUCAGGGACAUCAAGAGACGCAUCGUUGAGGUCAGCGAGCGCCGCGUCAGGUACAAGGUUGACGGUGUUGCUGCGAAGCCUGGCGGCCCGACCGUCGACAGCCUUCGGCUGUCGGCUCUGUACGGCAAGGCGACCGAGCUUGUCGGUACCCGUGAGAGGAGUGAUGAGUUGGUCAAGAUACUGAUGGAGUGUGAUGAGGCAUCGAAGCUACGGCUGAAGGUGGUUUCUGUAGUUGGGUUUGGAGGAUUGGGCAAGACGACCAUUGCUAAAAUAGUUUACGAGAAGCUGAAAGGGCAGUUUGAUUGCGCGGCUUUUGUUACCAUCUCUCUUGAUCCUAACAUGGAGAAGGUAUUCAGGAACAUGCUUUGUCAACUUGUCCAUGAAUGUAAUAUGAGCAAUUCAACGCGUGGUGGUGAAGCACAAAUCAUCAACGAACUUAGAGAAUUCCUCCGAAACAAGAGGUACUUGAUUGUUAUUGAUGACAUAUGGAGUUAUUCAGUGUGGAACACAGUCCAAUAUGCUUUGAUUGAGAAUGAAUGUGGAAGCAGAAUAAUUACAACAACUCGCAUUCUUGAUGUUGCCAAACAAGCUUCUGCUAGUGUCUAUCAACUAAAACCUCUUUCUCUUGCUGAUUCAAGAAAUUUAUUCUACCAUAGAAUAUUUGGCAUUGAAGACAAAUGUCCUCCUAAUCAAUUAGCUGAAGUAUCUGAGAAUAUUUUAAAGAAAUGUGGCGGUGUACCUUUAGCUGUUAUUACAAUAGCUAGUCUAUUAACAAGUAAAAUGAGAAAGGAAAAUACAGAGAAGUACUGGUAUGAAGUAUAUCAAUCCAUGGGUUCUGGACUAGAAGAAAGCAUAGAUGUGAAGAACAUGAGAAGGAUAUUAUGUCUUAGUUACUAUGAUCUGCCGCCACAUUUGAAGACUUGCUUAUUGUAUCUAACUCUAUAUUCAGAGGAUUAUGGUAUAAUGAGAGAUGACGUCAUAUGCAAAUGGGUAGGUGAAGGUUUUGUCCGGAAACAACAUGGGAAAACUUUGUAUGAAGUAGGAGAGGAGUACAUUGAAGAUCUCAUCAGAAAAAAUAUGAUCCAACCGAUGCUCUAUAACCAUGAUAAUAAGGUAUGGUCUUUUUGUGUGCAUGAUAUGAUGCUUGAUCUAAUCACUUCCCUCUCAGAGGAGGAGAAUUUUCUAAAAGCAUUAGGUGGUUCGCAGCCAAUAUCUGUGCCAAGUAAGAUCCGCCGACUGUCCCUUCAAAACAUUAAGGCCAAAGGUAGAAGGCAGGUGGAAACCAUGAACUUGUCCCAUUUGAGAUCACUUAUUGUGUCACCGGAAGCAUUCGCUUUGUUACCAGCCCUUUCCAACUUUCCCGUCAUACGGGUGUUGGAUUUAUGUGGUUGUAGUCAGGUGGAUAACAAUCACUGCAAGCAUAUUUGCAAUUUGUUUCACUUGAGAUAUCUAAAUCUAUCUUGUACAUCUAUCACUGAGAUACCAAAUGAGAUUGGGAAUCUACAGCUUUUGCAGUUUUUAAACUUAGACAGGACCAACAUAAAAGAGCUUCCACCAACAUUUGUUCACCUUAGACAACUAGAGUACAUGUGUAUUGACAAUCGGACUAGAUUACCAGAACGCUUUGGGAAUCUGAAGUCUCUGCAGAUGUUAUUGGCACAGUUAACAAUUAGGUCUCCAAUCAUGCUGCAUGAUUUGGGCAAGCUGACCGAGAUGAGAACUUUGAUGAUUCGCUUCGAUAAAUGGGAUGAGAGCUUUGAGGAACCUUUUGUCCAGUGUCUAUCAAACCUUGUAAAUCUUGACUCACUGAAGAUAUUUGCCUGCCAUAAUGGACUAGGUUCCCGUAUUGGCAUGUUAAUACCAGGUCCUCAGCAGCUCCGAUCCAUUAACAUAGGACCCGGCACCAUCUGUAGGGUGCCAAGAUGGAUGUCAUCGCUCUCUUCCCUGACCGACCUAGAUAUCACAUUAUUAACACUGGGAGAGGAGGACCUUCAAAUCCUUGGAAACGUACCAUCUCUUCGUAAUCUCUAUGUCUGGGUGAAGGAGCACAGAAAAGAUAGAGAUAAAAGGUUGGUCAUCAGCGGUCGCUGUCCAUUCCAAUGCCUAACACGGUUCAGAAUUGGACGUGGUGCCAUGGAGGUGGAGUUUGCUCCAGGAGCCAUGCUAAAGCUCAAAACCCUUCGUUUGGACUUUCAUGUACGGAAUACCAUGGAUCAGUCUGGCGAUUUCGACUUCCAUCUAGAGAACCUCUCUUCACUUGAGCAUGUCAUUGUCCAUAUGAACUGUUACUACGCGGGACUUAGGGAGGUGGAGGACGCGGCAGCUUCAAUACGGAAGGCACUCGACUUGAAUCCCAACAAACCCACACUUGAGUUAGAGAAGCAUGGUGAUUCAUGGAGAUCUGGUUGACGUUCCUGUCUCUAAGGCAUAUUAACGGAUAUUUUGCUGUCAUUGAUUAAACCUCAAACCUCAAAAUGUAUGGCGUCACUGAACCUCCUCAUUCAUAUUACUGAUUACCCUAACAGUGUUUCUCCUGCCGUGUAAAAGAGGCAGUGGCUCCUGCUUAGAAGGAACCUCGUUUGAGAGCUUCGAAGAACAAGAGCUAAGAUAAUCUGAGCGGCUAUUCUUUGGAGAAAGGCAAGUGUGUCCUUGUGCUUUUAUCCCAAUAACUAUAUUUAAUCACUUUUGCAUUGCUCUGCAUUUAACAUUGAUGGGUUCUAUUAAGGUUUGCCUAGAUUUUAUGAUCAUUCCUUGUCAAACUAUGUUUUAUCUUUUUGUUGGGUAGAUAUGCUUCUUUUUGUUGGGUAUAUAUGCUUAUUUGCAAUACCUUGGGUUAUGGGUGGUUUAACAAACUCAAUGAUUAAACUUGUUUUAUUUAUACUAUAUCUUCCAUUAAUACAAGAUUACCAUGCUUAAUUGGAAUAUGGAGCG